Messenger RNA from Canariomyces notabilis, 1839 nucleotides. RefSeq lists its product as uncharacterized. The record is from RefSeq and is a predicted model, not a curated record. Gene Ontology annotation, molecular function: nucleoside transmembrane transporter activity; symporter activity. Lineage: Eukaryota; Fungi; Ascomycota; Sordariomycetes; Sordariales; Chaetomiaceae. Gene Ontology annotation, biological process: nucleoside transmembrane transport. The transcript is spliced from 3 exons. Bases 1 to 1839 code for a protein of 612 amino acids. Gene Ontology annotation, cellular component: plasma membrane.
AUGGCAUCCUCAGAGGGAGAUCGCGCCCAGGUCGUGGCGCAGGACACCAUUGAGCCCAGCUCUACGGCAACCGCUUUCCAGCAGCAGCGCUUGGAGAAGCAAUCGAGCUCCGGCAGCAGUAGCGCUGAUGCACACGCCGACUUGAAGAACGUCUCGAACCCCGUUGAGCAGUAUGGCGUCGACCCAGAGAAGCAGAGCACGAGGGUUGGCUCGUUGCGGGCUAGAUCCGAGUUGGAGGACGAGAGGGGGCCGCUGGCCAGGUUGUGGCACCGGCACUGGAAGAAGCUGGCCCAGUUGGUCACAUUCAUGGUAUUCACCGCCUGGUGGAUUUACGGCCUCGUUUUCUUCCGCUUCGCUGACGGCAAGGGCUGGUUGAUACCGACCUUGAUCUACAUCGCCCUCGUCAUUCGGCUCAUCACCCUCUACAUCCCCGCCUCGCUCGUGCUGCGCCCCGUCCGCUGGCUCUGGAAGCUCACCGCGGUCAAAGUCUACGACGCGAUUCCGGCAAAACUGCACAAGCCGAUUGCUGCCCUCGUGAGCGUUGCCGUCUUCCUCAUUGGUACUUUGGUGCCUGAAGAGACGGGAGACAAUACGCGAGCUAAUCGCGGCGUCUCCAUCUUCGGCUUCAUCGUCUUGCUAGCGGUGCUGACCGCCACCUCGCGCAACUGGAGAAUCAUCCCAUGGCACACAGUCAUUGGCGGCAUGUUGACACAGUUCGUUGUCGCUGUUUUCGUGCUGCGCACACAUGCCGGCUACGACAUCUUCAAGUUCAUCUCGGACAUGGCACGUGCGCUUCUCGGUUUCGCCAAAAAUGGUCUCGAGUUCUUGACCGAUGCCGAUUUUACCGCGACGCCAUGGUUCCUCGUCAGCGUGAUCCCGGCCAUCAUGUUCUUUAUCGCCCUCGUACAGAUGCUCUACUAUAUCGGCUUUCUGCAGUGGUUCAUCAAGAAGUUCGCCAUUUUCUUCUUUUGGAGUCUGCGAGUCUCGGGCGCCGAGGCCGUCGUGGCCGCCGCAACACCGUUCAUCGGCCAGGGCGAGUCGGCCAUGCUUAUUCGCCCCUUCAUGAACAAUUUGACCAUGGCAGAAAUCCAUCAGAUUAUGACUUGCGGCUUUGCGACUAUUGCCGGGUCCGUGUUGGUGGUGUAUAUCGGAAUGGGCUUGAACCCCCAGGCGCUGGUGUCGAGUUGCAUCAUGUCCAUCCCCGCUACUCUGGCCGUAUCCAAGAUGAGGUAUCCCGAGACGGAGACGCCCGUGACGGCCGGCAAGGUUGAGGUGGCCGCGAGCGAAGAUGAAGAACAUACUGUCAACGCGCUCCAUGCCUUUACCAACGGCUCCUGGCUGGGCCUGAAGAUCGCCGCCACCAUCAUUGCUUGUCUUUUGACAAUCAUUGCUCUUGUCGCCUUGGUCGACGGCCUGCUGGGCUGGUGGGGCAGCUAUUGGGGUCUGGAUGACCCUAAGCUUUCCCUGGAGUUCAUCCUUGGAUACCUCUUGUAUCCGGUAGCGUGGCUGCUGGGCGUGCCAACCAAGGAUCUACGGUUGGUCGGUGAACUCAUCGGCAAGAAGAUCAUCGUCAACGAGUUUGCUGCCUUUGACAUGCUGUCCACGAAAGAACCCUACAUCAGCAUGGCUGCGCGCUCAAAGCUGAUUGCCACCUACGCCUGCUGCGGGUUUGGCAAUAUCGGCUCCCUCGGCAUCCAGAUUGGUGUGCUCUCCCAGAUCUCCCCGAAGCGUUCUGGCGACGUUGUAAAGGUCUCCAUAUCGGCAUUCGUGUGCGGCGUCCUGUCUACCUUGACCUCGGCCAGCAUUGCUGGCAUGCUCUUUACAGACGGAAUGUCCUAG